Messenger RNA from Scylla paramamosain (green mud crab), 513 nucleotides. Its product is annotated as glutamate receptor 4-like. The record is from RefSeq and is a predicted model, not a curated record. The transcript has 2 exons. Gene Ontology annotation, molecular function: ligand-gated monoatomic ion channel activity. Gene Ontology annotation, cellular component: membrane. NCBI's taxonomy places the organism in Eukaryota, Metazoa, Arthropoda, Malacostraca, Decapoda, Portunidae. Bases 1 to 435 code for a protein of 144 amino acids.
AUGCUUGCCUACACAACCCCAACGGACACAGCUCUGUACCGGCGCAUCCCGGCUAACACGACAGGCCUCGCCAGCAUCCUCUUCUUCAUCGAGCGACUCCAGAGGUGCUACAUACCCACGGGGGAGAAGCCUGUUAGCAUGGGAGUUGCUGCUGGCUGGUACAUGUUGUCAGCUCUCCUACAACAAGGCUCCAACACCUACCCAAUCAGCACUGCAGCACGGGUAAUCUACUGGGUUGGCUACAGUGUGUCCCUCAUUGUGUACACAUCAUACUCUGCCACACUGGUCUCACAUCUUGCUGUGGAGCAGCCUGCACCUCUGCCAUUCAGCAACCUGCGGGACCUGUCUAGGCAGUCAGGCUGGGAUGCUGGAUGCAACAACAAUGACCUCUUCCAAGUGACAGCCUCGGUGGGUCCUUGGCUUCUUGCUGUGUGAACUGAUAUACCAUCCAGUGGUUGAGAGUUGAGGAGAGAGAGAGAGAGAGAGAGAGAGAGAGAGAGAGAGAGAGAGAGA